Molecule: messenger RNA, 2649 nt
Organism: Mus caroli (Ryukyu mouse)
Lineage: Eukaryota; Metazoa; Chordata; Mammalia; Rodentia; Muridae
Gene: Fastkd3
Product: FAST kinase domains 3
Biological process (GO): regulation of mitochondrial mRNA stability; mitochondrial RNA processing
Cellular component (GO): mitochondrial matrix; ribonucleoprotein granule
Molecular function (GO): RNA binding
Source: RefSeq, a predicted model, not a curated record
CGCGGGGUUAGGACCACCGGGCUUCCCCAGUCGCGUUCCAGCGUGCUCCGUGGUCUCCGGUCCGGUCGCGCGGCGCCUGCCUCCGCCGUUGCCCUGCUCCGCUUGCUUUUCUGUGGUUGUUUUAAUCAGUGCGUGAGCCCCAGCCCAGCUUCUCAGCGCGAAUUGCCAUGCUUUGCUCGGCUCAUACCGGGAGUUUGAAUCUUGUCGGCUGCUCCUCCUCUCCCGCAAUUAUCAACAUUGACUUUCCCUUUCCCCAUCACGUGAGUGUCGAGAUUUGGAGGUAGAAUUUGAAUUCCAGCUCUUCCUCUUCGCGCCCAGCUUCACUGGACACAGUCACAUGUUGUGAAUUCUAUGGCAUGGCGUUCAUCACCCUGCGGAGGGCCUUUUGUCAUAAGUCCAUUCUUUGGAUACCUGGAGCUGUGGUUGCUCUGAAAAUUCACCCUGCCAGUCAUGCCCAAAAGGCAGUCACAGAUCGCCUCAGUGUGUGCUUCUGCUCCCUACAACCUGAGCUGUUCAGGGUCAGAUUCCAUCACGCGUACUGUAAAAACUUCCACUCAGAAAAGGGUAAUGACCUUCAUCCCGUGGGUGAGCCAUGGUCCCCUCAGGGGCAGGAAUGGAACCAGCCGGGACAGAGUCUUCAAAACGAGGAUGAAGAGAUGCUUUUCAGGAGACUAAGCUACUUCACUUCCUUUGAGGAAGUGCUGAGUUUCAUAAGUGCCCUGGACACCCUGCCUGUCCCUCUGGCAAUGGCAGCUCUACUCAGGAUCUGUGAGAUAGGGAGGAGAGAUGGCCAGCAGAGGCUGCCAGAAGGAGUGCUGGAGAACUGCGCCUUCCAGGCUCUGUGCCUCCGGUGUGAGCGAGACCCCUCACACCUGACCAAUGCUGGUUUGGUGACAGCUUUGCAAUUUCUGCAUACGUUGUUGCCUGCAGAUCCUCAAAGUAGCCUGAUGCUGAGCCUGGUGGCAGAAUGCCAACGUCGUCUCCAAAGAGGCAACCUGGAAGUCCACCAUCUUUGUGUCCUUGGGGAAAGUCUGGCCAUGCUUCAAGGUUCAAGUUGUGAGACCCUGAAGCUGGUUGUACGUCAACUUCAAAGUAAAAGUGUGGAAACGUUUGCUCCAGAGGAGAUCGCGUCCGUUUAUAGGAUUCUGCAGGCGUGUCCUGAAGAAGUAGACAAGCACCAGACGUUCUUAAACACAUUAAACAACUUCUCCAUUUCAGUAGUUCCCUACCUGAGCCCUAAAUCCAUUAGCCAUGUCCUCACCGCCUUAGUGGUCCUGGACCAGACUCACGCACUCCCACUGCUUAUAAAGCUGGGCAAGUACGUUGUGAGAUACAUCCCCCGUUUUACAAACGAAGAGCUCAGAAAGGUCUUGGAGGCGUUUGUCUAUUUCGGACACAGUGACAGGUUCUUCACAGAGGCCUUAGAGCAACACGUGGCCGCCCUGUGCUUCUCCCUGGACCCCGCUGUGGCCAGCUCUGUGAUGGGGUACUGCAGCAGGAAGCGGAUUCUCUCCAAGCCCAUCUUCGACGUAGUCUCAGAGAUCGUUGUUUGCCAGUGGGACAGACUUUCACCUAGUCAGAUUGCCGAGCUAAUUGAGCCAUUUGGAAAGCUCAAUUAUGUGCCACCAAACGCCCCUGCCCUGUUUAGGAAGGUAGAAAAUGUGCUCUAUGCCCGUUUACAUCACUUCCCACCAAAGAUGCUACUGAGGCUCCUUCAUUCAUGCACGCUGAUUGAGCGACAUCCCAUCAACUUCAUGUCAAAACUAUUCAGCCCCUUUUUCCUUCAGCGGCUGCAAGGUAAAGAGUCAUAUUUGGACAGAUUGAGCCUGGCACAGCUGACCCAACUUUUCCUAACCUCCGUCCUAGAGUGUCCGUACUAUAAGGGCCCCAAACUUCUUCCUAAAUAUCAAGUGAAGUCAUUCCUCACUCCAUGCUGCUCCCUAGAGACGCCCAUGGAUCUCCAUCUGUAUAAGUCUGUGGUGAUUGGACUUAUUGAUCUUUUAGGAUCAAGACUGUAUUUUGCUUCAAAGGUGUUGACGCCCUAUUACUACACCAUAGAUGUUGAAGUUAAAUUAGAUGAAGAUGGAUUUGUAUUGCCGUGUACAGUGGAUGAGGAUAUCCACAAAAGGGUGGCGCUGUGUAUUGAUGGGCCACAGCGAUUUUGCUUGGACAGUAAACACUUACUUGGAAAAGAGGCCACUAAGCAGAGACACCUGCGGUUACUUGGUUACCAGGUUGUUCAGCUUCCCUAUCAUGAGCUGGAGCUGCUUACAUCGAGACUUGAAUUGGUGGACUAUUUACAAAGGAAACUGUUUUCUCAAAGCUCCGCUGUCCUCUGGUAAUAGAGGAAACUGACUUCAGGAUUCUCAGUGAAAAAGAUGAUAUUUGUAAGAGACAGUUUAAUCUGUGAAUUAGCCACUCUAUGGAAAUUAUGUUUACAGACUUGGGAUCUGAAAAGGGUCUGCGGUUUUUCUUAUACCAUGUAUAUGUGUAUUGGUGGUAAAUUUGGAAUUAAUUUAAUGCUAGUAUCUUAGAUGCCUUCACCGCAUCGAGCAGGAUUAUUCAAAUGCAAUAAAGCAAUGUAACAAGUAAAUGUUAAUUGCCCGUCUUAUUUUUAAGAGUUAUCUGCUAAUAAAAGUAUGCUUUUUA